AUGGCUUUCUCCUGUCCCUGCACCACCCGCACCACCUGCACCACCCGCACCACCUGCACCACCCGCACCACCCGCACCACCUGCACCACCCGCACCACCUGCACCACCCGCACCACCUGCACCACCCGCACCACCCGCACCACCCGCACCACCUGCACCACCCGCACCACCUGCACCACCCGCACCACCUGCACCACUUGCUACACCUGCACCACCUGCACCACCUGCACCACCUGCACCACCUGCACCACCUGCACCACCUGCACCACCCGCACCACCCGCACCACCUGCUACACCUGCACCACCCGCACCAUAUGCACCACCUGCACCACCUGCUACACCUGCACCACCUGCACCACCCGCACCACCCGCACCACCCGCACCACCCGCACCACCUGCACCACCCGCACCACCCGCACCACCUGCUACACCUGCACCACCCGCACCAUAUGCACCACCUGCACCACCUGCUACACCUGCACCACCCGCACCACCCGCACCACCUGCACCACCCGCACCACCUGCUACACCUGCACCACCCGCACCACCCGCACCACCUGCACCACCCGCACCACCCGCACCACCCGCACCACCCGCACCACCUGCACCAACCGCACCAUCCGCACCACCCGCACCACCCGCACCACCCGCACCACCCGCACCACCUGCACCACCUGCACCACCCGCACCACCUGCACCACCCGCACCACCCGCACCACCUGCACCAGUCCUGGGCCCCGGCACUAA
Messenger RNA from Scomber scombrus (Atlantic mackerel), 747 nucleotides. RefSeq names its product salivary glue protein Sgs-3-like. Bases 1 to 747 code for a protein of 248 amino acids. The record is from RefSeq and is a predicted model, not a curated record. Lineage: Eukaryota; Metazoa; Chordata; Actinopteri; Scombriformes; Scombridae. The transcript has a single exon.